GAUUUUAAAUAUGGCGGCUGCGGCGAGUGAGUUUGAGCCGUGGUUAACUGAUAAAUUAAAAUCUCUUAAAACUGAUGAAGGUGUAUUUGGGUCAUACAUUUCAGGAAUUCUUGAAAGCGAGGAAAGCACCGAUGAAAAAAAGGAUGCAUUGGAAGGCAUAUUGUCCGAAAUUGUGGAAAGAGACAUAUCAAUUCAUGUAAAUGAAAUAAUAGACAAAUGGGAAUCAUGUAAACCAAAGGAGGAGGCUGCGAAGCCAGCGGCAGAUGUUGAUGCACAGUUAGUUAAGUUGCUUGAAUCACAGGCACCUGCUACGACUACUCGCCGAGAAUAUACCGACGAGGAGAAGAAGAUCAGAGAAGCUAUAUUGUCCCAAUAUAGCCAGCUCUCUGAUAAUGAGGAAGACGAAGUAAAUGAUGUAGUGACGGAAAAUCAUGAUUUAGUUAAAAAUACGAAUGCUGCUGAUGUAGCAGCAGCAGCUCGGGAACGUCGUGAACAUGCUCGUUUAGAAGCUCAGCGAAAAAAAGAAAAGGAUAAAGAGGACCGGGAGAAACAAAAACAAUUAAAAGAGGAGAAAAAAGAAAAACGUAAAACACAAAAGGGUGAGAGAAAGAGGUAGCAAUCUAAAUAUUGUAAAUGAGCAAUAUGCUCAAAUAACUUUAAUAUUAGUAAAACUAAAAAAUCCUGUGAAUCUUGAGAAAAUUCCUCAUGUUUUUGGUAAAUUUUAGUAGUAACCAAUUUAUUAAUUUGCAUAUAUAAAAGUGUUAUAUUGAAAUGAAAAAAAAGAUGUAAAUAUCAGAUGCAGGAUAGUUAAAAUGUUUAUAUUGUCUAUAAAAUUGAAACUCUAGCCUGAUCAUUUAACUUCAUCUCCUUUUCAAGCUGGGCUGUUCAUAUAAUUGUAAACAAAAUUGGUAUAAUCAGACUAUAUUUUAUAUCAAUCAUGUAUAGCUAGUCAUUCGGUAUAAUAGAAUACAAGCAAGAAAUCCUGACAUGUUUAUUUUUGAAAGGUAGUAGUUUAACACUCUCCACUCCAAUUUGAACCUAGUUGUAAAUAUACCUAAUUACAAACUAACUUGACAAUGUUAUAUGAUAAUGGUGGAACUUAUGUAUUUCCUUACAUUAUAGUGCUGGCUAGGUUUAUUAAAUUAAAAAUUUUUAGAUCAAGGGACCUUUAUGAAAUUAUACCCCUCUGCAAUUUGUAUGAUGCAAUUGAAUUUCGUAUAAUUGCAGACAGUAUAAAAAGACAUUAUUAUACUUUUACAAGCCCCAAGCAACAGAUCUUUGUGAGGUUUUUUCCCCUGGUUGGGUAACUGUUGUGUGAAGUAUCUGAACUUUAAUCAUCUCUGAAGUCAGAAUGGGAGUAAGGGGGUGGGGGGUUGUACUGUUUUUAACUUAAACUUUAUAUACAUCAUUCUCAUUUAUUAACAUUGCCUUCUUGUUUGUGUUUAUCAAUGGCAUUGACAAAUAUUUUACAAAGUUCACCCACUAUUUAUGGAGUUUAUUUAGUCAUUCAGAUUUAGUCCAGUAUGAGCUUGUAAAUCUUUCAUGUUAAAUUGAAAGGAGUUGCAGGUAGACUAUCAGGCAGGGUAUUGUAAGUUUUAUACAUUUUGAGCUUUUAAUUUAAUGUUUCUUUUAAUAAGAAUAAUAUGAUUUGCUUUUUAGAUAGUUAAUAAAGAAUUUUGUUAUCUCAAAAUGGGCUUUGAAGGUUAUUUAAAAUGAUUAUCUUAUUCUCUUUUCAUAUGAUUUUUAUGUUAAAUAUUUUGAAGGUAUUUAUUUUGACCAUUGUUAAUGAAAUCAUCAAUGUUACUAUCUUAAUUUACCAUAAAAUAAAUAAUCAUAAUACCAUACCAUACCAUAGAAAGAAAUAAUCUUUAAUCCAGGAUUACAUUUUGAAGAAUAAUAGAUCAUCAUGCCAAGGCAUAUUAUUAUUGUAUAUAUUUGUCUGUUAUUAUGAAAUCCAUAGAAUGACCAAAAAAAUUAUUUAAGCCCCCAUAUGUCAGUAGUUUUAAGUGAGUUAGUGACUGAGCCUGGCCCUUGACAUUAAGACCCAUUUUUAUUGAUAAAAAUACUAACUAGCUAUAAAUACUUCUUAAUAUUUAUACCUACAUCAAAUUCAUAUAGUUAUUUGCUAUACCUAGUUAAAGGUGAUCGCACAUAUUUCCGCACCGUAAGCGCCGUAAUCCUGGAAAUGCGACGCGUACGGUGCUGACAUAAUAUGUGCAAUCGCCUUAAUAGAAAAAGAAAAUAAAUAAAAUGCAAUAUCAAAAUUAAUACUGUUCAUUUCAAUGUAAUGUUAUGGUACACAUGGGCGGUCUCUUAACUUAAAACUAAAUUUAACGUCAGUCUCCCUUUUUCAUUCUGUAUACAGAAUGACAAAGAUACACUUGUCAAAUUAAAUUUUAGGUUUAGAGAAUCAUGCCAGAAUCGACUCUAAUGAGAAUUUUUUGCUCCUUGUAAAUUAUUUAUAUUUUAUUUUAAUGCAUUUCUUAGGAUUUCACCAUACACUGAGUAGCAAUAAUUGAAUGAGGAAGUAUUGAGUUCUUUUUACUUAUUGACGCCAAGCAAGAGUACUAACUUAAAAAAAAGUACGAUUAUGUUAGUACAUUACCAAACAAUGUUUUUAUAUUUAUUAUUUUGAGAGUAUCCAAAUCAUGCAGAAGAUUUGUUAGCUAAUAUCUAGAUGAGGUAACAGUUAAAUGCCAUAGUAAACUUCCUGUAUUGCCUACCCAUUAAUUUAUGUUUGUUUUAAUUGUAUAUUAUUGACGAUGAUUUUCUGCAUAAGACGAGAACAUCUUUUUGAAAAUUAUGAGUUUACAUAACUGAUAUGUAAGUAAAUCAACAAUAAAUCUGCUUUGGAAUAAAAUUCUCAUAUAAUAACAUUUACCUGUUUGCAUUCUGCUAUUAUGGUGUUAACCACAUGGAAUGCAUGACAAUGAAUAUUUGUUCCUGUCGCUACUUCUGAAGUGGUAUGAGGUGAAAUUACCUAACUAUUUUUCUUACUAAUUAAGUAUUUCCAAUACAGUAUUCUUACCCUCUAUAUGAUUUACACAGACUUGUGUGUUGAAUAAUUUUUAACUAUGAAUUUCACCUCUUACUAUGGAACUAGUCUUAGAGAUUUUUGUAUAUUACAGAAACAUUUAACAACUAAUAAAAUAAGAAGUAGAUUAAUUAGUCUGUUAAAACCUAGAAUUAAAUAUUUUAUAUGUGAAAAGUA
Molecule: messenger RNA, 3211 nt
Organism: Chilo suppressalis (striped riceborer)
Lineage: Eukaryota; Metazoa; Arthropoda; Insecta; Lepidoptera; Crambidae
Source: the annotation of a GenBank genome assembly